AUGGAAGAGCUAAAUGAAGCUUCACCAUACUCAAAAAUGGAGCAUCAGGAUGAGAUCCCAGAGCCUGUCGAUGAAACGGAUGGUAGCAGCCCAAACAUACAGCUUCCCGAGCAGUUGCAGAAGAUCAACCCGCUUGAGGAAUUUGUUAGUGUCAGACACCGUUGGAACACGAAUGAGGAAAUUGCUUCCAUUUUAAUUGCAUUUGAUCGUCACAAAGAAUGGCUGGUUCUGCCACAGAAAAUUAGGCCAGCCAGUGGGUCCAUGCUACUGUACAACAGAAAAGUGGUGUUCUAUCGCAGAGAUGGCUACUGUUGGAAGAAACGCAGAAAUGGCAGCACAAUCCGGGAAGAUCAUAUGAAACUCAAAGUUCAGGGGCUUGAGUGUAUCUACGGGUCGUAUGUCCACUCAGCGAUACUGCCAACAUUUCACCGCAGAUGUUAUUGGCUGUUACAGAAUCCAAAUAUUGUUCUCAUACACUACUUGAACGUGCCAUACCCUGAAGCUGCCAAACCUUCCAUUCCUUUACUCUCCUAUGAGCUGAGUCAGAAGAGCUGGACCAAGGAGGAGUUGGUUGACCAGCUGAGGCCUAUGUUGUCUCGAGCAACAGAAGGCACAGAGCAUGACACUGAAGAUGAUCAGAAGGUGGAGAAGAUGCUUGAUGAAUUUCUGCCUUUAUUGUUGCCAAACCAAGAAACUACCAAGUGUAUAACAUCUCGACCUUUGGCACCUGCUCCAAAUAAUACUGUUCCUUCAUCCUCAUAUUUGGCUCCUGCUUCAACUCCAACCUCCCUCACUUCCCUCAAGCGGCCAAUCAGAACCCAGGCAUCCUGCCACCAGCCCCAGGUAACAAGAGUGGUUCAAGCUGGCCAGCAAGAGACUCGCUUGAGUUCCCUGCAUCAAGUCCAUGACAGCCAUGCUCAGGUCCCUGCCACCUUUACAGCCAUGCAUUCAUCCAUGCUCUCGGGAGAAAAUGUCAACGCCCACCAACAUCGCCAGCAAAAGACGACAGCUCAAAUUCCAAUUUCCCAUUCCUUUACCUAUCCUUACAUUCAGAACUCACAAAGCUCAUUAGUCACCUCAUCGUCAAAUAACCAGAUUUUCAGCACUGCCAACCUUUUACAGGUGAAUCCAACAGGGUAUCAUCAAAUUGGAAAUCUGGGUCGACAAGAGGGCAGCAGCUCCAGCUGUACUAACUUUUUGAACCAGGCGAUGACAAACUCCACUUUACGAUUUGUGGCUGUUGGAAAUGAUGCGUUGGCAAACUCAAACAUGCCUGGUAGGGAAGAUAAUUCUAGUGAGGGCCAGAAUACAGAUUUCCGCAUUCAACAAGUUACCCUUCCUUCUGAGGUGUACUCACACUUUGGGACCAGCAUGCCAUCCAGCUCCUCCUCACCUCUGACCUCAUACCUGGCUAACUCCUUGUCAUCAGCUGUAGGUCGUGAGAAGGGAGCACCGUCUUCUUCAGUAUCAUCAUCAUCAUCACCGUCGUCAUUGAUGUCAAUUAAUGUGAAUCAGUUCAGCCUCAACCCUGUCAUCCAGAGACACAUUUCCCUGAAUGCUGAUCCCCAACAACCACAGGUCCCCGUUUUGACCUUGCACUUGAAGCCAGUUGGCAAUUGCUCCUCUGAUAUGCCAGGGAUUGUUCUCAGCCUGCAGGAAGCAACCAUUGUAUCACAGCAGGGUGACCAGUCAUCAGGAUUGUUUGGUCCACAUACAAGCCAAGCUGUCAACCUCUCCAACGGCCAGGGGCUAGUCCUGGUCGCCAGUCAAACUCCCGGUGGUUUUUUCCUCAACCGAAUCUCAUCCAACCCUCAAGCUCAAACUCCAGCCCCCAACAGCUUAUUUGUCAGCCCACAGGAAGUGAAUCUCGAAGCACCACAAGACAAAUCUCAGCACAACCAGGUGUUGUCUCCAUUUAGGGAACAACCCCAGAAAAAUGUCAGCUCGCCGCAGUUUAUCGGAAGUCCAGUUGUCACUGGGACUUCACUAUUUACACACCCAGACAUUAAUGCCAACCCUGCUCAUUCUCAACCAUUUUCCUAUGAGUCGUCGGUUACUAGCACAGCAGAAUUUGUUCAGCGACAACCAGUUAGACAUCAUGGUGCGCAUGGUUCAGAGUUUACUAAUAUGUUUCCUCCAUCCAUAGGAAAUGGGAAUACAUUCCCUGUCAAAACUGAAAAUGUCCUGUUUCAUUUUAAAAAUGAACUGAGUGAUUCUGAGAAAUACUCAGCUAUAAAGAGAGAAGAUCUCCACGCGGCGUCAUAUAAUUCAAAACAUGGAGAUGUUUGCAGCUCAUCAUUUGGAGGCUGUGUCAUGACAUCUGAUAACCACCCGAUUAUCACCUGGGCAUUAAGUAACAAUGUCAUCGAGCCAAGCUCUUCAUUCCCGUCACAAACCACAGCGUCACAACCACAACUGAUACAUGCUGUCUUACAACAGCAACCGCAGCAGCAGUCACAUCAACGAGAACCGCCUGAAGGGGUGGCUGGCCCAUCCGGUCUCAGCACCUCGGUGAAAGAUAUGAUAACCAACCCAAACUCCUGUGAUACUCUUGAUGGCAGCUUUUCCUCCCUGCCCAGUGCCGAUCUCAACCUGGACGACCUCCUCGACCUCAACGACCUUGACGACGUGACUGACCUUGGCUGUUCUCCGUUCACCCCGUCAGGUGGACUCUCCGAACAGCCUCUUUCCAACACUGAAAUGACCGAAGUGGAGAAAGAGACAGAGCAUGGCCACGUGGCUGGUAUGAACUUGAUGGCUCAAGGACAGAGAGGGUCCUGUGUUAAUGAAAGUACUUCCACAUUCGGCUCUAUCAGCAGUGCUGUGUUGUACCAACAAAAUCCUCACCUGGCCACAUCUCUUCAUUCCUCAUCUACCUCUAGCCUGCACCAGGCUGAGUUUCCUUGCUCCAUGACCUCUUCAUUUUCAUCCAUUCUGGGGAACCCUCUGGCCUGUGAUGCAGCUGAUGUCAGCGGUGGCCAGGAAGAGGCAGACCCAGAAAACAAUUCUGUGAUAAAAGAUUUCAGUCCAGACUGGGCAUAUACAAAGUGUGAGUUUAAGAGAGAGAGAUUGUGUGCCUACACAGGUGAGGAAGGUGUUUGUUUAAGUGUGAAUCACAGCCCAGGGUAUGUGACACUGCAGGUGGCACGUGAUGGUGUUGUGGUAUCAAACUGUGAAAUAUUUGAGUUCUGUGACAGGGAGAGCCGGGACUCCAGUACGACUCAUCCAGAGUGGUUUGCCCUUGAUUAUAUUGUGUGUUGUUUGUUUGCAGGCAAUCAGCUGAAGUUGUUGUUGAUAGAGAGAUUGGAUCACAUGAGCCGGCACUUUGUUAAUGCCACUCCACCCCUUCAGGGUUCCAUCUCUGACGACAUGGAAACAUUGGAGAGAAAUCUUGUGCACCAAGUCCAGACCAUGACUGGUCAGCAUUGGACAGAUUCAAACCUCUACCCUAAAGCUGGACAGCACAACUUAACCCUGCUUCACCUGGCGGCAGCAUUGGGCUUUGCCAAGUUAAUCUCUUGCUUGAUACGCUGGAGAGUGGACAACAACUGUGUCGCUCUGGAGUUUGAGGUGGAUGCACAGAGUGUUGACAGUCAUGCCUGCACCCCUUUGAUGUGGGCUUGUGCACUUGGGAAAAUUGAUGCAGCAUUGACGCUUUACCACUGGAAUACAUCGCCUCUGAAAAUGUGUAACAAAGAUGGCCUGCUGCCCUUGACUCUUGCCAGGCAGAAAGGGUUUUACAAUCUGGCAAAUCAGGUAGAGCAGUUGGAAAGAGCCAAGGAGCAGCAGCAACAGCAGCAGCUCCAGAAUCGUGCCAAGGAACAAUCAGCUGUCCAUAGAAUGGAGGUCAGCCACACACAGCUAAACUGUAAUAGUGUCCACUCCUACAGUCAAGCCGGUGAACUGGCCACUGGGUCUGGUUCAGACCACGAGAAGGAAGACUCUGAAUUGAAGGAUAGUUUGAUAGAUAUCAGACCCGUGCCGUCCCCUGCCUUCUCGAAGCCAGGAAAGAUAGUUUCCAAAUUGGUACGCAGAUAUAGUGAGCAGGUCAUCGGACAUCAAAGCCGACCUUUGAGCAAAAGAAACUCAGUUGACCUGCUGCCUAGUGGUCAAGACACUGACCAGGCUGUCCUCCCCAGUAUGGGCUCCCCCAUGAACUCUCCCAUCCAGGAUGCCAACUCAGAGCCAAGGCUGCCUGUCAGCCCAGACAUGGCAUUUGUGGCCCCGCCUGCUCCCCGCCUUCCACUUGAGGAUGAGAUUGAUGAGCCGUCUGUGUAUACAGGAGAGCCCUCCAUCUCCAAGAUGGAUACUGAUGAGGUUGUUACCGUACACAGCCCUCUCAUUGAUGUGGAAAGAAUCUCAUCUGAUGAAGAAGUGGAUGCGAACAAAGAUGGAAACAAGCACCAGAUGGUGACGUUAGCCAAUCAGAUCAUAGCUGCUAUUCCAGAGCGGAUCAAGCUGUCACCUUCUAAAGCAGACGAAGUGGACGAUGCGUCCAGUAGCCGGGGUAGAAGUGAAUCGCACAGUUCUCUGCCAUCGCAGGGCUCACCACGACCUUCGUCAUUUGGAGAUGAUUCGGGGAUUUCCACACCAAUGACAGACAGUCUGGCAUUCGAGGAGUAUAGGUACCCAGAGUUUGGAACCCCAGCCUCCAGCCUUAGCCCUGACUCCACCUGUCUGCCCAGCCCCUACAGUCCUUACAGCUUCACCCUAGACUCCCCACCUCCAACCACAGCCGAGUUUACAGAGUACUUCAAUGCCCCUACUACUUACAUGGAGAAAGACUUCUCACAGUUGACUUUAUCAGAUCAAGAACAAAGAAAACUGUACGAGGCUGCCAAGGUAAUACAGAAUGCCUACAGACACUACAGGGAUAAGCAACAGCAGCAGCAGCAACUGCAGCAGCAGAAAGAGAUUGAGGCUGCCAUUCUCAUACAGAGCUACUAUCGCAGAUAUAAAACGUACGCUUACUACAAGAAAAUGAGUCACGCUGCAGUGCUGAUCCAGAAUCAGUUUAGGACCUACUACGCGAAACGCAAGAAGCGAGGGGACACUGGAGCAGCUGCUAGACGAGAGCUGGAGCGGCUGAAAAAGGGGCGCAAUCAGUCUGUUAUUAUUCAGCAGCGGUUCAGAUCUCACUAUCAGAGAAGGUCACUGGAUGGAAAAGAAGAUGGGGUACAUGUUCAGGGCUCAAGUGGAGCUGCCGACAG
Candidula unifasciata is the source of this 5210-nucleotide messenger RNA. NCBI's taxonomy places the organism in Eukaryota, Metazoa, Mollusca, Gastropoda, Stylommatophora, Geomitridae. The record is from the annotation of a GenBank genome assembly.